AUGGAACCACUUCUUUCAUUUGUCAUUGAUAAACAUCAUUUUCCUCAAUUACAAUGUUUACGUUUCAUUUUGUGUAAGCAUAUAUUAUCAACAUGGUGCAAUAUUUUCAAAUGGAUUGAUUUUAUUUUUGCUCAUAUUAAUGAAGUUCGACUUAAAUGUUUACGCUUUGAUUUUAUCGAAAAAGAUCAGGAAGUCACUGAUAUAAAGACGGGUGAUGAAAUUAUCAUAACCACUGAACCUCCAUAUAUUGUUGAUAUUCAUCGAUUUAUAUCAGAAAAUCAUAUUGCAUUUUGGAUAGAAAGAAAAUAG
This is a messenger RNA of Rotaria sp. Silwood2, 309 nucleotides long. Lineage: Eukaryota; Metazoa; Rotifera; Eurotatoria; Philodinida; Philodinidae. The record is from the annotation of a GenBank genome assembly.